GAUCAUUGGAGCUGCAGUGGACUCUGACCGACGCAACUGUAACCAUGUGAAUCUCAUCUCGGGCUGCUAAAGAACAUCAGUCACUAAAGCCUCCUUGUACAAUGAUAACAAGUCCUUUCCAGUGCUUUGAGGAACUGGCCAAACUUAUAUGACACACACAGAAGUGGACUGACCCGGCUGCACCAUGGCUCUGCUCGUGCACCUCCUGGCCUGCGCCUUCGGCCUCGGCUCUUGGGUUGCAGUGAACGGUCUGUGGGUGGAACUUCCUCUCAUCGUCAACGCUCUCCCUGAAGGCUGGGAGAUCCCCUCCUACCUGACCAUCCUCAUUCAGAUGGCCAACCUGGGCCCGCUGCUGGUCACCCUCACACACAAGCUGUGCCCGGGUCGCCUCAACGAGCGAGCUGUCAUUUACUUCAUCCUCUGUCUCGGCAUCGUGUCCUGCAUCCUGCUCGCCUUCUUCUGGGACAAGACUACCGUCGUGGCCGGGGCAUCGCACAGUACGGCCUUCUUCAUCAUCACCUUCUUCCUGUCUCUGGUGGAUUGCACGUCCUCAGUGACCUUCCUGCCUUUCAUGAUGCAGCUUCCGGCAAAAUACAUCACCACAUUUUAUAUUGGCGAAGGCCUGAGUGGUUUCAUUCCUGGCGUGGUUGCUUUGGCACAAGGUGUAGGCAUCUCCAAAUGUGUCAACUCCUCUCAAACUUCAGAAAAUCACACAUAUGGGGACACGUGGUCAUUACAAACUGAGUAUCUGCCACCAAACUUUACCACAGAGGUGUUUUUCUUCUUUUUAGCUGCCAUGAUGUGCCUAAGUUUAGCUGCUUUUGUUGCACUGAACAGGCUUCCUCGGACGUUUGAACUGUCCACUGAAAACCUCGUGCAAGACGUUGUAGCGUCAGUCAGCUCCGGUUUGGACAACCCAGGAGCACGGACUGAUGGAGAGGUUGAAAAAAGCCCAGAGCAGGGAACAGCUGAACGCAGGCGUCUGCUAGCCUAUCCCAAACACUCCGUGUACGAGCUGACCUACAUCUACUUUCUGGUGGUGUGGAUUAAUGCUGCAACUAAUGGGCUGCUACCCUCGGUCCAGACGUACUCCUGCAUGCCAUAUGGGAACCUCGCCUAUCACCUCUCUGCAGCUCUGUCAUCGGUGGCCAACCCAGUGGCCUGCACUAUCGCAAUGUUCUUCCAAAACAGGUCCCUGAUCUUCCUGGGUUCUCUGACCGUGUUGGGGACGGGCUUUGGCAGCUACAACAUGGCCAUGGCAGCUAUGAGUCCAUGUCCUCUGCUCCACGGGUCUGCGGCGGGAGAGGCGGUUAUUGUGCUGUCUUGGCUCUUGUUCACGGGCACGCUGUCGUACGUGAAGGUGAUGGUGGGGGUGAUCCUGAGAGACCGCAGCCACAGCGCCCUGGUCUGGUACGGAGCUGCAGGACAGACGGGGUCACUGGUCGGCUCGGUCACCAUGUUCCCGCUGGUCAACGUCCUCAAGCUGUUUAAGUCUGGAGACUUAUGCAACAUUCAGUGUCCUUCGUGAGAACUGCAGCAGCGAGCAGAAGCUGGAGACUGAGCUGAAUGGACAGAUUUAUAUUUUGGGAUACAUGCUUAUUUAAUUCCUUGCUGUCAGCAGUCAGCUAUGGAGGAUUUUUUGUGCCAAAAUUAAAUAAAUAAAUACAUCAUUAAUUAAUUAAAAUGGGAAUGAAAUAUAUCAUUAAUUAAUUAAAUGUGUCAUUAAUUAAUUAAAAUUAGAAUGAAAUAUGUCAUUAAUUAAUUAAAAUACAAUUCAUUUUAAGUAAAAAUAUAUAUUUAUUAUCUCAGCAUUUAAUUAAUUAAUGACACAUUUAAUUAAUGAUUUCGUGUUACGUGUGAAUCAUGAAAUGUAAAACUGCAUUUAAUUAAUUAAUGACACAUUUAAUUAAUGAUUUCGUGUUGCUGAAUCAUGAAAUGUAAAUGUAAAACUGUCAGUUUCACUCGUCAAACUCAGUGGGCGGGGCUAACGCGAAUCCAGUGGAAUCCACUGCUUUGGUCUGAAACUGGAGGUAGAAGAGGAAGCCGUUCUAAACAUGACAGCUGUCAGUUCGGAGGAUUUUCGUGAACUUUGUAGAGAGUUGGUGAGCGAUAUCUUCGACCUUGCAGAGUAUGUGGAAGCAGGACCUGCUGACCCCGAGCAUGUAGCGUGUAAAGCAGAGGAAGUUCCUCUGCUUCCUCUGCUGGAUUCGCGUUAGCCCCGCCCACUGAGUUUGACGAGUGAAACUGACAGUUUUACAUUUACAUUUCAUGAUUCAGCAACACAAAAUCAUUAAUUAAAUGUGUCAUUAAUUAAUUAAAUGCAGUUUUACAUUUCAUGAUUCACACGUAACACGAAAUCAUUAAUUAAAUGUGUCAUUAAUUAAUUAAAUGCUGAAAUAAUAAAUAUAUAUUUUAACUUAAAAUGAAUUGUAUUUUAAUUAAUGAAUGACAUAUUUCAUUCUAAUUUUAAUUAAUUAAUGACACAUUUAAUUCAUUAAUGAUAUAUUUCAUUCCCAUUUUAAUUAAUUAAUUAUGUAUUUAUUUAUUUAAUUUUGGCACAAAAAAUCCUCCAUAGUCAGCAGCGUCUGUACUGUUUUAGAAAACUGUCCAAAUUCCAUGUUGAUUCAUCCUUGAUGUCCAUGUUCUAUUAUUCUUUCAUUGAGUCUGUAUUAACUUUUUCUUUCAUUUGUUGGUUUUCAUCACUUAGGGUAAAGCAGAAAACUGUUCUCACCAAGGUGGUUAAUGUCUGUAGUAAAAUAAUUGGCUCUGCUCAGGUGACUCUACAGGACCUGGAUAACAAACAGCUGUAUAGGAAAGCAAAAACUAUCAGACUGUUCCAUCCUCUACACCAAGAGUUUCAGUUCCUCCCAUCGGGUACAUUGGUCAGACUUCCACUUGUCAAAACUAACAGAUAUAAACAUUAUUUUGUUCCUUCUGCAUCUCCCUUCUCAAUUCCACGAGGAAAAGGUAGCUGUUGUGGUGCUUGGAUUUUUAGAUUUAAACUCAUUGUCUUUUUUUACUAUGUGUAUAUGUGUAUAUAUUGCUGCAAAAUUAAUUGGCCCAUUGGGGACAAAUAAAGUUAUUAUUGAUUGA
Molecule: messenger RNA, 3093 nt
Organism: Cololabis saira (Pacific saury)
Lineage: Eukaryota; Metazoa; Chordata; Actinopteri; Beloniformes; Belonidae
Gene: slc52a3-1
Product: solute carrier family 52 member 3
Exons: 4
Coding region: 185-1528 (447 amino acids)
Biological process (GO): riboflavin transport
Cellular component (GO): plasma membrane
Molecular function (GO): riboflavin transmembrane transporter activity
Source: RefSeq, a predicted model, not a curated record